Telopea speciosissima is the source of this 2158-nucleotide messenger RNA. Its product is annotated as pentatricopeptide repeat-containing protein At3g20730. Bases 26 to 1858 code for a protein of 610 amino acids. The record is from RefSeq and is a predicted model, not a curated record. NCBI's taxonomy places the organism in Eukaryota, Viridiplantae, Streptophyta, Magnoliopsida, Proteales, Proteaceae. Gene Ontology annotation, biological process: RNA modification. Gene Ontology annotation, molecular function: RNA binding; protein binding. The transcript has 2 exons.
UCAUAUGUAGUACAUAGUAGGAACUAUGAACAGAGUAUGGAAGGUAACGGUCAGGCACCUCACCGGAAUAACCACACCAACAGCCAUCCAAUCCAAGAUAAAAUCUCUAUGCAACUCUGGAAGACUAAAAGAAGCUCUGAACAUUCUUGACUCAAAACCCAUACUACUAGACUUGUCGCUGUACUCACCAAUUUUGCAGCUCUGCAUUAAUUCCAGAGCGGAGAAAGAAGGUCGAUUUGUCCACGACCAUAUUUUGGGAAGUGGGCUCAAUUUGGAUUUGCAUUUCAACACCAAGCUGGUGAUUUUUUACUCAAAAAUUGGAGAUAUUAAAGCUGCUUAUGAUGUGUUUGAUAAAAUGUCUAGCAGAAGUGUUGUGUCUUGGACUGCCAUGAUUUCCGGGUUUGCUCAAAAUGGAUAUUCAAAGGAUGCUCUGGAGACUUUUCAGGAAAUGCGUUAUUCUGGUGUUAAGGGUAAUCAGUUCACUUAUGGGAGUGUUUUGAAGGCUUGUACAAGUAUGUUGUGUUUAGAAGUGGGUAAACAGAUACAAGGAUGUAUUGUAAAGAGUAUAUUUCUUGACAAUUUGUUUGUGCAGAGUGCACUUGUUUGUUUGCAUUCACAGUGUGGAAGGAUGGAGGAUGCUCAGUAUUUGUUUGAGAGGAUGUUGGAGAGGGAUACAGUAUCUUGGAAUGCAUUGAUUGGUGGUUACGCUGUUCAGGGGCUUGCAGAUGAUUCCUUUGGAACGUUCCAGUCGAUGCUAAGAGAUGGUAUGAUGCCUGAUCAGUUCACUUUUGGGAGUGUUUUGAGUGCCUGUGGUGGAGGUAAAGCUCUUAUCAAGGUUAAACAGAUACAUGGUCUUAUUAUCCACCUGGGUUUUGGAUCUUAUGAAAUAGUAACUGGAUCAUUGAUUGAUGCUUAUGCAAAAUCUGGAAGUGUGAGAAGUGCAAAGCUUUUGUAUGAUUCUAUGCCAGAAAAGGAUCUGAUUUCGUGCACAGCAUUGAUCACUAGGUAUGCACAUGCAGGUAGGUAUAGAAUGGAGGCGUUGGGUCUCUUUGGUGAAAUAAUUCAGAUGCAAAUGAGAAUGGAUAGUAUCAUCCUUUGCUCCAUGCUUAAUGUAUGUGCUAAUUUGGCAUUAUUGAGUUUGGGAAGACAAAUUCAUGCGGCUGCAUUAAAAAAACAGCCCAGUUACGACGUGGCCAUGGGUAAUGCUUUCAUAGAUAUGUAUGCUAAAUCUGGAGAAAUUGAAGAUGCUAACCGUGCUUUUGAUGACAUAAAAGAAAAGAAUGUAAUUUCUUGGACUUCAUUAAUUUCCGGAUAUGGGAAGCAUGGAUAUGGAGAAAAGGCUAUUAAACUUUUUGAGAAGAUGGAAGAUAACAAGUUGAAGCCAAAUGACGUUACAUUCUUGACUCUUCUUUUCGCUUGUAGCCAUACUGGCAUGACCACUAAAGGAUGGGAAUGCUUUACUUCCAUGGUUAACAAGUACAAAAUUAGUCCUAGAGUUGAGCAUUAUGCUUGUAUGGUCGAUCUUUUUGCACGAGGGGGGCAGUUGGAAGAAGCCUAUGAAUUAGUAUUGCAGAUGAGUAUCAGGCCUAGUACCUCAAUUUGGGGUUCUAUUCUUGGAGCAUGUAGAAUCUAUGGCAAUAUGUCUCUUGGUGAAGUAGCAGCCAGGCAUCUUUUUGAUUUAGAUCCCAAGAAAGCAGUUAACUAUGUUUCUCUAGCAGGCAUAUAUGCUGCAGCUGGUUUGUGGGAUGAUGCUUGUAAGAUGAGGAAACUGAUGAAAGACAGAGGUAUAGAAAAAGAUCCGGCCUGGAGUUCUAUUCAAUGCAUGAAGAAGAAAUUUCAACUUCUUGCCGCGAGUUAAGGAACUUUACCAUAUGAGUUGUGAGUUCAUGGCUGGUUCCUUUACCCUGUUUAUGACCAUCAAGAAGGGACAGAUCUGGGAUUGUUAUCGGUAUCUACAUCCCCAUCAUGAGGUGGCUGAUAUGAUAUCGAUCUUACCAAGGACCUAGAAAAGGAAUGCUUGUUUCAUUUGCCCUUGCAGCCUUGCUGGAAGACCAUCAACAUGAGUCAUUAGGAGUCUUCAGCACUUGAUUGACAUUGCAAUGUUUCGUUGAGCUUCUCUUGUAUCAACCUGUUGGAGUUGCCAAUUGCUAGAUCAACU